This is a messenger RNA of Populus euphratica (Euphrates poplar), 1393 nucleotides long. RefSeq names its product translocon-associated protein subunit alpha. The record is from RefSeq and is a predicted model, not a curated record. The coding region runs from base 338 to 1090 and encodes 250 amino acids. Lineage: Eukaryota; Viridiplantae; Streptophyta; Magnoliopsida; Malpighiales; Salicaceae. Gene Ontology annotation, cellular component: endoplasmic reticulum membrane; endoplasmic reticulum. The transcript is spliced from 8 exons.
AUCCAGAGCCCCACACACAUGCAAAAAUCUUCCCUGUUUUUCUUUGGUCUGUUUGCGAAUUCACACUUUUUUCCAUUUUAUUUGUCUGAAAUGGAAUUCUCAUGCUGCUUAACGGUUCGUUUUCAUCGCGUUGAUCUAUUGAAUUGAGAUCUAUCUGAUUUUCUUGACAUUUCGCUUGUAAUGCAGGCGCCCAUUUUUUAGGUUUCUGUUGUAGCUCGUCGUUAUUGAUUUAUUUUUUGAUCAGAUUUGCUUUCUUAGUGAAGUUUGACUUGAUUUUUUGCUUUGUUGAUUAAAAAGUUCGAGAAAAGUUGUCAGAGGUGGUUGUGCUGCUUUCUGAAUGCAAAAUUGGACCUGCCUUGAUUGUUUUCGGUUGAAUGAAAUUGCUAGGAGUCAGUCGGAUUCAGAUGCUGAAGUCGCAGGGACUGUGGAAGAAGUCAGUGAUCUUGGGAUUGUCGGGGAGAACGCACAGGAUUUUGGUGAUGAGAAUUUUAGCCAAGCUCCAGGGGUUGAUAUCGUCUGUGUUUUCCCAAAAAACAGUGCACGCUUGGUGAAUGCUGGAGAAGAGACUGAAUUACUAGUUGGAGUGAAAAAUGAUGGGGAGUUGCCCAUAACUGUCGUUGGAAUUAGGGCUAGUGUUCAUCUUCCUUUUGAUCAUAAGCUACUGGUUCAGAAUCUAUCUGCUCAGGGCUUCAACAAUGCAACUGUUCCAGCAUCUGCUCAGGCUACUUUCCCAUACAUCUUUGCUGUCAGCAAGUACUUGCAGCCUGGAAGUUUCGAUCUUGUGGGCACCAUCAUUUUUGAGAUAGACCAGCAACCAUACCAAAGCACCUUCUACAAUGGUACCAUUGAAGUAGUUGAGUCUGGUGGUUUCAUAAGCACGGAGUCAGUUUUUCUUGUUACCCUUGGAAUUGCUCUUCUUUUCCUCUUUGGUCUAUGGCUUCAAAGCCAAAUUCAGAACCUUUCUAGGAAAUCAAAGAGGGCUCCGAAGGUGGAGGUUGGAACUGGGGCCAGAGAUGCCUCCGUGGAUGAAUGGCUUCAGGGAACAGCAUUGAGGCAGUCACAGUCCCAGAAGUCAAAGAAGAAGAAGUAAACAGUGGCUCUUACCCUGUUUCAGGCACUGUAGUAAAAUGCAGGCCCUUGUGGCUCAUAAUGGGCAACUGGAGAUUCUAAGAGAGAGCCCAUGAACUAAACUAGCUAUAGGCCAAUGAAGACCUAACUCCGAGGCCCAGUAGAUUUAGGCACUGUAGUAAAGUGCAGACUCUUGUUUCCCUUUUUCUCUUUUUCGGAGAAUUUUUGGAACUUUAGAAACUAACUCCGAGGUAGGAAUGGUAUGAUUGUCUUGAGCUUAGUUAAUUUCCUUAUAUAUAUCACAUUCUCAGUUUUCCUAUUUAAA